AUGUCGAUUCAUUACAAGUUUCGAUCAACAAUCGAUUAUAAAACCUUACAACUUGAUGGAUUGAAUAUUCGUGCGGAAGAUUUGGUGAGAGAAAUAUGCACGAAAGAAGGAAUUCGUAUUGAUAUGUUCAAUUUGCUUCUACAGGUUGGUGGUAUAAAAGUGCUUUGAUUCAUUAAAUUAAAUCUUCAAUUUUCAGAAUGCAUAUACUGAAAAGAAGUACAGUGACGAUGAAUUAGUACCACGAAAUUCUUCAAUAAUCGUUCAACGGGUUCCUAGAAGUGAAGCUACUAAAGUGCAGAAAGUACAGUGAGUCUAGAAAGUUCAAAUUUUCUUUAAACAUCUUGUGUUUUUCAGAAGUGGUGUUAACAGUGGAAUGGUUAAUCAAGAAGCAAGUGCAUCACCUUCGGAUUUAGCAUCACAAUUUGCAUCGGUGUGUUAUUUAAUUUUACAAAUAAAUUUCUAUAUUUGAUGUUUUCAGGUUGAUUAUGAAAAUAUGGAUGAGAACGAGAGAUUGAAUCAUGUCAAAGAUGUAUCUACACGAGCAUAUGACCCAUCAAAGUAUGUUUCAAUUCAAACAAUUUUACUUGUAAUCCUAAAACGUUUUUUUAGUUUUCGAAAAAAGACUGGAGGAAUUAUGUGUGGACCACCACCCCCAACAUACACAUGCAAUCGUUGUCAUCAACCAGGACAUUGGUACAAGAACUGUCCAAUGGUAAAAUAUUUUUUUGAACCGCGGUUUGAUCUAUUUGUUAUAACUUAUAAACGGAUAAAUUGCCCAAAAGUAGAAGAGUUUUCCACCAAAAGUGGAAAAUCGUCGAAAUUUGAGCAUUUUUGUCCGUUCACUUUUUUUGUUGAAAUCGAUGUUUCUUGUCGAUGCUAUAGAGAUAAACCUACAAUCAAACUUGAUAUUUGUUCUUAGUUGUUUUCAUUGUUAUUACUUCUAAAGGUUCAGUAGUAAGUUUGAUAGAUGGGGAAUGGUGCGAUUUCAGCAAAGCACGAAACGAACAACUGGAAUACCUUCACAAGAAUUAAUGGAGACAACACCAGAUGAUCCAGCUGCGAUGCUUCAUCCAAGUGGAAAAUAUGUUAUACAUAAAAUGCAUUGGAAAGCUCGUCAAGAGCAAACGAGAAAGGUGAUUUAUUGAACAUUUUACGAAUUGAGACAAUUUUAAAAAAAUUUGAUAAUGUCUUAUAUUUUGAUCAAAUCCCCAUUUAGAACGUGAGCCUGGCCAUUUCUAGAAUUAUUAUCUCAUCAUUCUUUGGAGAAAAAAAUGUUCGACUUGAAAUUAUCAAAAAGUGAGACAAAAGAAAUAAUCAGAUUUCGUUGUAUAUGUAAUGUAUGCAAAUUUUUAUAUAGAGAAAAAUUGCUGAAGCAGGCAACGUCUUAAUUUCUCAGGUUAAAGGGUCCUAUUCCAAUUGUGAUAAGCAACUUUCUGAAAUAACCAAAAUCCUUUUUUCCCUUUUUUAGAAAAAUCUAAAUCCGCAAUGGUUUCAUAACUCCAAAUAAUGUUAUUUCUCGUACCAACGGAAUCUUUUUUAACUCAUGUGGGCAGUUUAUAUUAUAAGAAAAUUUCAAACGGGCCUAUUUUAAAUUCACUUUUUUUGUAAUUUUCUACGAACAGCUAGAUAGUAUUCAUAAAACUCUGAUUCUGGAAGUUCAGUUUUUCCAAUUCCAAUAAUGUUUUAUUUUUAGACUGAAGAUGGUUCUUCAUCUCCUUCAAUAAAUCAAAAGCCGCCUUCUUCGCUGAUUUGUCCAUUAUGCAACAAUCUCAUCAAGGUAAUUUAAAAAAUCCAGAAAAAUAUAAUCUUAUCCUAAACUUUUCAGGAAGCAGUUAUAACUUCAUGUUGUGGAAGCUCAUUUUGUAAUGAAUGUAUUAGUCAAAAAUUGUUAGAAUCCGAAACCGCAGAAUGUCCUAGUUCCGAUUGCGAUAAUGUUAAUUUGAAUAUUGAUGCAAUUGUUCGUAAUAAAAGUUUACGUGAUGCAGCUGAACAAUGGUUGUUGAAAAAUGGUGGAGGAACACAAAAUAUUGAAACAAUUGCAAUUGCAAGUGGUUCUGGAACACCUCAACAACAGCAACAAGAACAAAUCAGAAUAAGAAUUGGAUUACAACCAAAACCAACAACAUCAAUUAAUAAUCAAAUAUCUCCAGCUGCUGUUAAUUCAACAAUUGCAACUGCAGCAACAACAUCAUCAGUACCAACAGUUCCAAUUCCAAUAACAACACAAUCAGAAUCAGUUCUUGCUCCACCAGGAAUAACUAUUACAUCAGCAACAACUCAAGUAUCGCAAACUAUAAACAUUCCAUUAGAUACAAGUCUACCUCCGCCUUCUCUUCGACCAGUUUCUGAUCCAAUUGGUGUUCCUGGAUUACAACCUUCUUAUAAUACAAUGCAACCAGCGAUUCCUGGAAUGGGAGUUAUUCCACAACAAUCACAUAUCAUGGCAUAUCCGUAAGUUUAUUAUAUUUAUUUUUGACUUUUGAAAAAAAAAUCAAAUUUUUGUUUUUAUUCAGAAUGAACAAUCAAAUGUCAAUGUAUACGAGUACACAUGCGCAUGCCGGGUUCAAUCCACCUUCUUCUUCAUCUUCACGUCCUGGUAUUGAUUGGGAUGCAUUUUUGAGAAAUAAAGAUAGUUCACGAUCUCGACAUGAUCACAGAGAUCGAGAACGGGAUCGGGAUAGGGAAAGAGAUCGAGCGAGAGAAAGAGAACGGGAAAAAGAACGAGCAAAAAGACGAGAAAGAGAACGAGAAAGGGAACGAGAUCGAAGAAGACGAAAAGAAUCAACAAGUGAGAGUGAUGAUUCUGAAGUUUCUGAAAAUGAUGAAAAAAGAAGAAAAGAAUCGAGAAGAAGUAGUGAAAGAGAAAAAAGAAGUCGAAGACAUGAAAAGAGUUCGAGAGUUAAAGAUAUGAAAGUGAGAAGUUCAAGAAAAUCAAAAGAAAAGGAUGAAACUAGAAAGAAGAGAAAAACUGAAAUACAAGAAGAGGAAACACCGAAAAAAGAAAAGAAAGAAGAUGAUGAUGAAGCUGAAAUUGAUGGAGCAUUGGCUGAAUAUGAAAAAUUGAAAGAAACUACAUCUGAAUUAAGUUUGGUUGAUGAAAAUAAAACAGUUGAAUCAUCCGCACAAGAAGAUACUUCUCAUGAAACUGAUUAUAAUGAAGAAGAGGAAGAAGAUGAAGAAAAAAUUGAUGAUGAGGUUGGUUGAAAUUAUUUUAUCAAUAUUUUUCUAUAGAUUGUAUUUUUCAGGCUUCUGAGACUUCUGUUCGUAGAAAUGAAAAUGCGGAAACUGAGAAUGACGAUAAAGUCGAAUUAACGACUGAAACAAGUGAAGCUGAAACAAGAGAGGAUGAUAUUACUGAAUUAUCAGAACAAGUGAAUACAAAGUAAGUUACAAUAUUUCCAUUUAAAAUCUGGGUGAUGUUUGUUUUAAAAAAAACUGACAAUUUUUAAAGAGAAUCGCAAUCAUCAACGGCUAAUUCGGAUAGUGAUGCAAAAGAUAUUGCUAAUUUGGAAAUGAAAGAGAGUUCGGUUGAGAAAGAUCAAGACGAAACAAGUUCAUCGAAAAAGAAAGAAAAGAAGCAUAAAAAACAUAAGAAAAGCAAGAAAAGUAGAAGAAAGCAUGAAGAUGAUGAAAAUGAAGAAGAUGGAGAGGAAAAACAUCGAAAGAAACAUAAGAAACACAAAGAGAAGAAAUCGAAAAGAGAAAAAGAUUAUGAUGAAAAUGAAGAUGAAAAGGAUAAAAAGAGAAGAAAAAGAGAAAGAAAUGAUAAUGAUAUGGAAAAUGAUGAAGAUGUAAGUUUUUAUUUAUUUUAUUUGAAAUUCAGAAGAAAUUACGUUUUUUCCAGGCUCCUCGUGUAAAAGUUCGAAGAAGAAGUGAAGAAAUCGAGAAGGAAGAAAGAAAAAGAAGAAGUAGUGAGGAAAAAGAGGAAAGAAAAAGGAAAAGUAGCGAAGAAAAGGAGGAUCGAAAAAAGAAAAGUGAUAGAAAAGAAAAAGGAAGAAAAGAUGAUGAUGAGAGAAGAAAAAGAAGAGGAGAAAGAGAAAAAGAGGAUGAAAAGGAAAAACGAAGUGAUCGAAGAAAAGAAGAAGAUGAAAAGGAUAGAAAAAGAAGAAAGGAAAAAGAAAGAGAGAAGGAAAAGGAAAAAAAUUUGAAAGAAGAAGUUGUUGAAAAAAAGAAGGAAGAGAAAACACCUGAAACGAGUAAGAAACCAGUUUCAUUUAUGCUUACUAGUGCAAAGAAAGCAUUGAAUGCUGAAAAGCAACUGGAAAAGAAGGAAAUCGCUCCAAUUCGUGAGGUAAGUAUUUUUUUACAUUUAAUCAAAUAGUUCUUCCUCAAAGUUUGAACAUAAUAUUAUGGAAUUUCCCGAAAAGUUCUACAAUUUUUUUUCGGUUUAUCAAAACAAAAAAUUAAUAUCAAGUUUCAAAACAAGAAACUUUUCACGAAAAAUGUUUCUUCUUGUUGUAUUUCUUUUUAACAUUAAAAAAUGUGAUUUUCAGAAGUCUGAUACGAAGAAAGAUCGAUUGGCGGAUAGAUUGACUCGAAAAGCAGAUACAGAUUUGGAGAGCAAUAUCAGUGAAAGUGGAGAUGAGAGAAAGGUAGAGUUAUUUAUUUAAACUUUUCACUUAAAAUUUUAUUUUUGUUUAGAAAUCACGAAAGGCUCGAAAUGAUUCAAUUUCAUCAAAAGACGGCGAAAACAAGGGGAUUAAUCUCAAAAACUCAAAAAUUACGUUUAAUCUGUGA
Caenorhabditis angaria is the source of this 4737-nucleotide messenger RNA. The record is from the annotation of a GenBank genome assembly. Lineage: Eukaryota; Metazoa; Nematoda; Chromadorea; Rhabditida; Rhabditidae.